Elgaria multicarinata webbii is the source of this 2944-nucleotide messenger RNA. It is a transcript of the gene TUBGCP2, whose product is annotated as tubulin gamma complex component 2. Gene Ontology annotation, cellular component: gamma-tubulin complex; equatorial microtubule organizing center; spindle pole. The transcript is spliced from 17 exons. Gene Ontology annotation, molecular function: microtubule minus-end binding; gamma-tubulin binding. The record is from RefSeq and is a predicted model, not a curated record. Gene Ontology annotation, biological process: cytoplasmic microtubule organization; meiotic cell cycle; spindle assembly. Bases 47 to 2746 code for a protein of 899 amino acids. Lineage: Eukaryota; Metazoa; Chordata; Lepidosauria; Squamata; Anguidae.
CCCCGGGAGCCCCGGCGCUGCUGCUGCCGCCGCUGCCGCCGCCAGGAUGAGCGAGUUCCGGAUCCACCACGACGUGAACGAGCUGCUGAGCCUGCUGCGGGUGCGGGGAGGCGGCGAGGGCGCCGAGGGCUACACCGAGCUGCUGCAGAAGAACCGCGGGCCCUACCUCACCACCUCCGCCUCCGCACUGGCCGCCAAGGUCAAGAUCGCGGAGUUUUCCCGGACCCCGGAAGACUUCUUAAACAAGUACGACGAGCUGAAGUCGAAGAACACGCGGCACCUGGACCCGCUGGUCUACCUGCUCUCCAAGCUCACCGAGGACAAGGAGACCCUCCAGUACUUGCAGCAGAACGCCAAGGAGCGGGCAGAAGUUGCCGCCCACUCAGCCGCUCCCAGCAGCGCCACCUUCUCCAUCCCCUCCACGACUCCCAAGAUGACUGUCCAGGAGCUGGAGGAGCUACGUAAGCAGCUGGGCACCGUGGCCACCAGCUCCAGCGCACAGCAGCCUCUUGAACUUGUACGAAAGACACUCAGAGAAAAGCAGAACAAGAAGAAUUCUGGCCAGCCCAUUCCGUUGUUUCCUGCCUGGGUAUAUGAGAGGCCGGCCCUCAUCGGGGACUUCCUCACUAGCUCCAGUUUAAGCACGGAUGCAACUGUGCCGAUAGGAACGUUACCAUUGGCAGCUCAGGAGUCUGCAGUCGUGGAGGACUUGCUGUACGUUUUGAUCGGGGUGGAUGGCCGCUACAUCACUGCGCAGCCGCUGGUGGGCAGAGAAACCCGUGCUUUUCUAGUGGAUCCUAACUUGGAUAUGUCAGUCAAAGAGCUGGUCACCAGGAUCCUCCCGGUUGCUGCCAGCUACUCCAUCGUGACCAGGUUCAUCGAGGAGAAGUCCUCCUUUGAGUACGGGCAGGUGAACCACGCCCUGGCGGCGGCCAUGAGGACCCUCGUCAAAGAGUACAUGAUCCUCAUCACCCAGCUGGAGCACCUGCAGCGCCAGGGGCUCUUGUCCCUGCAGAAGCUCUGGUUCUACAUCCAGCCCACCAUGAGGACCAUGGAGAUCCUGGCUUCUCUCGCCACGGCCGUGGACAAAGGCGAGUGUGUGGGAGGCUCCACGCUCAGCCUGCUCCACGACAAGACCUUCAACUACACCGGGGACGGCCAAGCCCAGGAGCUCUGCCUCUACUUGACCAAGGCCGCCAGCGUCCCGUACUUCGAGGUUCUGGAGAAGUGGAUUUAUAGAGGCAUCAUCAACGACCCGUACAGUGAAUUCAUGGUCGAAGAGCACGAGCUGCAGAAGGAGAAGAUCCAGGAGGAUUACAACGACAAGUACUGGGACCAGAGAUACACCCUCGUGCAGCCGCAGAUCCCCUCCUUCCUCCAGAAGGUGGCAGACAAGAUCCUUAGCACAGGGAAGUACUUGAACGUCGUCCGGGAGUGUGGCCACAACGUGACUUGCCCCUUGGCAAGAGAGGUGAUCUAUACGUUGAAGGAGCGUGAAUACGUGGAGCAAAUAGAGAAGGCCUACAGCUACGCCAGCAAAGUCCUGCUAGAUUUCCUCAUGGAAGAGAAGGAGCUCGUGGCCCGCUUGAGGUCCAUCAAGCAUUACUUCCUCAUGGACCAGGGCGACUUCUAUGUCCAUUUCAUGGACCUCACUGAAGAGGAGCUGAAAAGACCGGUGGACGACAUCAUUCCCACCCGACUGGAGGCUCUGCUGGAGUUAGCCUUGCGGAUGAGCACGGCCAACACGGACCCCUUCAAGGACGACUUGAAGGUUGAUCUGAUGCCCCACGACCUCAUUACGCAGCUCUUGCGCGUCCUGGCCAUUGAAACGAAGCAGGAGAAGGCCAUCAUCCACGCCGAGCCCACGGAGCUCUCCCUCAGCGGCCUGGAGGCCUUUUCCUUUGAUUACGUGGUGAAGUGGCCGCUGUCCCUCAUCAUCAACAGGAAAGCCUUAACGCGGUACCAGAUGCUCUUCAGGCACAUGUUCUACUGCAAGCACGUGGAGCGGCAGCUGUGCAAUGUCUGGAUCAGCAGCAAGACGGCCAAGCGGUGCUCACUACAUGCGUCAAAGUGGUUUGCUGGUGCUUUCACUCUCCGCCAGCGGAUGCUGAAUUUUGUGCAGAACAUUCAGUACUACAUGAUGUUUGAAGUCAUGGAGCCGACGUGGCACAUCCUGGAGAAGAACCUGAAGUCGGCCUCCAACAUCGACGACGUCCUGAGCCACCACACGAGCUUCCUGGACAACUGCUUGAAGGACUGCAUGCUCACCAACCCAGAGCUGCUGAAGAUCUUCUCCAAGAUGAUGUCUGUCUGCGUCAUGUUCACCAACUGCAUGCAGCGAUUCUCCCACAGCAUGAAGCUCGACGACGAACUGGGCCGCCUGACCGUGGAGCACGGGACCAUGAGGGGCCCCCCGACGGAGCAGGAGCGGGUGGAGGAAUCGACCCGGAAGCGGCUCGCAAACAAGCUUUUAGCAGAGCAUGCAGAUUCCUUGCAUGUAACCUCUGGCUUUGAGGCAACAAUAAACAAGUUUGACAGCAAUUUCUCAGCACAUCUGCUGGAUCUCCUGGACAAGCUGAGCAUUUACAGCACCAAUGACUGUGAGCACAGCAUGAUCAACAUCAUCUACAGAUUGGACUUCAACGGCUUCUACACAGAACGGCUGGAGCACAUGUCUGCCGAACGGAGCCAGAAGGCCGUGUCGCAUGCAGCCCCUCCCAGGGCGGCAGCUGUAGCCACUCAGUGACCCUCCCCUUCGGGGGGAGGAGGAGGAGGAGGAGGAGGAAGGGGGCGGGCAUAGAGCUGCCAUGGAGCUGGGACGCACAUGCAUUGUGGCUGCUCGUGUUUGUGAUGGAUUGUAUUUUGACCUUUUAAAAAGACAAAACUUUAGAUUGUGUAACUCUGUGUAUUAUAUUUAAAAAAUAAAAAAAAUCUAUAAGAGGUU